Molecule: messenger RNA, 1233 nt
Organism: Zasmidium cellare ATCC 36951
Lineage: Eukaryota; Fungi; Ascomycota; Dothideomycetes; Mycosphaerellales; Mycosphaerellaceae
Exons: 3
Coding region: 1-1233 (410 amino acids)
Cellular component (GO): cytoplasm
Molecular function (GO): flavin adenine dinucleotide binding; electron-transferring-flavoprotein dehydrogenase activity
Source: RefSeq, a predicted model, not a curated record
AUGUCCCUCCAAUCCCUCCAAUCCCUCCUCCUCGCCACCUUUCACCUCCUCACAGCAAACUACUUCCUCCUCCCAUCCCCUCCACCCCUCCCCACCAACCCCAUGAAGCACAUCAUCAUCAUCGGCGGCUCCUUCGCCGGCAUCAGCACCGCCCACCGCAUCCUCAAACAAGCCUCCAAAACCACCGCCGCGCCCUUCAAAAUCACCCUCGUCUCACGUGACACGCACUUUUACUGGAACAUCGCGGCGCCGCGCGCGGUGAUGCCGGGACAAUUUGAGGAUGAGAAGCUGUUCCUGCCGAUUGCGGAGGGGUUCAAGGGGUAUCCGGCUGUGAGGGUGGAGGUUGUUGUUGGGGAAGCAGUGGGGGUGGAUGUUGAGGGGAAGGAGCUGGAGGUUUGUGUUGAUGGUGCUGGGGUUGGGGAAAAGAGGAUGCUGCGGUAUGAUUUUUUGAUAGUGGGGACGGGGUCGAGUUCGAGGGAGGGGAUGCCGUUUAAGUCUUUGGGGUCGACGGAGGGUACGCGGGAGGCUUUGCGUGGCCUGCAGGAGCGUGUGAAGGGUGCUGAGACAAUUGUUGUGCUUGGGGCGGGGCCGACGGGCGUGGAGAUUGCCGGUGAACUGAGUGGGGAGUAUGGUGCUGCGAAGAAGAUUUAUCUUUUCUCCAGGGCGGCUGCCGUACUCGAAGGCCGACCAGCCAGCGUAUCCCAAACGGCACUGAAGCAGCUCCAAAAACUCAACGUAGACGUCAGGGUUUCCACGAGCAUCGAGACCAUCACCGACCUCCCCGACGGCCGGCAGGAACUCACCACGUCCAAGGGGGAGAAAGUCGUCGCCGACCUCUGUAUCCCCACAUACGGCGUCCAACCCAACUCAUCCUACGUCCCCGCGCAGUUCCUCGACGCCAACGGCUUCAUCAAAGUGGACGAGUACCUCGCCGUCAGAAACGCAGACGGCGUCUUCGCUAUAGGUGACGUCUCCGACGCCGAGCCCCCUCAGUUCUGGUUCGUCGAUAAGCAGUCCCUCCACAUGGCGAAGAACAUGGUCCUUACCUUGAGCGGGAAGACGCCCGUUCCUUAUAAAGUCUCAACAACAGGCAUGAUGGGUGUGCAAAUCGGGAAAAAGGGUGGGACGGGGCAUUUUGGGAGUUUCAAGUUGCCUGGAUGGCUUGUGGCGAUGUUGAGGAAGUCGCUGUUUGUGGAAAAUUUGGCGAGGACGGUUGAUGGGUCGAUGCUUUGA